Molecule: messenger RNA, 1412 nt
Organism: Contarinia nasturtii (swede midge)
Lineage: Eukaryota; Metazoa; Arthropoda; Insecta; Diptera; Cecidomyiidae
Exons: 3
Coding region: 90-1352 (420 amino acids)
Source: RefSeq, a predicted model, not a curated record
ACAUUAACAUUUUACUUUGAAUUGAGCCAAACCUGGUCCGUUUGACCCAAAAAAAUAUUCAAAUUUGUUCUUCUGUCAAAUAAAAAAAAAUGAUUUGUGCGAAAAAGUGUGUGAGUUUUCUUUUAGUUAUAGCAGUGGUCAAUUCAGUGAAUAGUCUUCCGAUUGAGGAUGAGAUAAUUGUUAGUACAAUUAUAGAAAAAAUGGAUGAUGCUAUUGUGGAAUUAACGACGGAAUUUCCAAUACUCGUUGAAAUCAAAGAAGUAGACACUACGGAGGCACCAGCGCCAGCAAAGGAAAAAAUUAAAGCAUUAUCUUUUAUAUUAGACAGCUUGAAAGUUGUUAACGAGAAAGCAUUGAGUUUUGUUCAAACGUAUAUUACUGAUUUGGACAUUGAAAAUGGAGAAAAACCCGUAGUCAGUUUGGAUACGCCUCAAACUGAUAUUAAGAAAAAAACAAUAAAACAUCCAUUACUUCACCACUUCCUCGGUUCUGACUCUUCCGAUUCAUUGCAAACUGCUUUUGCCAAAUAUAAGGGUGCUCUGCAAAAUAUUGCCACCAAAGUAAAAACGAUUCCCGCGUCGAUUAUAAAACAUUUCACUGGAACAGGACCAUUACAAGAUCCAGUUGAAAAUGUGACGAGUUCACAAGGCGAUAUGAGUUUGAAGCCAGAGGUUCAAGCUAAUCCGGAAACACCUAUUUCAGAGACUCCAGUUAAGGUCUCUGUUACAGAAGUGAACGCAUCGAAUAUCGAAGCAAAACCCGAAGAAAACUCCGACACAAAACCAGAAGAAAAGCCCGAAUCCGAACCAGCCAAGGUCGAAGCAAGAAAAUUGGGAAAUUCGGAUAUUGUAGCAUGGCCUAACAGUGAUACAAAAGUAUCAAGAGAAAUUGUGGAAACGGUCAAAUCUGUUGUAGAUGCAACGAAGAGAGUAAAUGAAGAUGCUUUCAAUUUGGUUCAAGUAUAUCUAAGUCGAUUAUCUGAUGGCGUUCGAGGUAUUGAUGAAAUUUCGGAAAAUGAACGUAGUUUGGAUUCGUCGGCAGAUGAAGUUGAGCAAAAAGUAGGUCAAUUAAGCCUAGAACAAAUCAACGGAGACCCUCAAAAACUUGUAGAUAAUCAACGAAACGAUACAAUUAGUAGCACUUCAGAUCAAAACAAUACAAACUAUGCUCAAAUCAGCAGUCCACUUUACAAUCUAACGAUUCAAUUUUUUUCUUUUUUGAAUUCAAUUGUUCCUAGGAGGCUGGGUCGGGAGAUCGCCAGUAGACUCAAGGAUGGAGCUGAAGGUAUUGUCCGAAGUUUUUCGACCAAACAAAACGACUCACAAUUUAACUCAUAUAGACCAUUUAGUUAAGACUACAUUUAUUCGAAACACAAUUUUUGCUGUUUGUCUAUUCAUUCAUUAAUAAUGCUA